This is a messenger RNA of Rotaria sp. Silwood2, 339 nucleotides long. The record is from the annotation of a GenBank genome assembly. Lineage: Eukaryota; Metazoa; Rotifera; Eurotatoria; Philodinida; Philodinidae.
AUGGAUACGAAAUUUGCUUGGUCAACAACCAAAAAAGGUGAACAAGCCAUUCUAUACAAUAAUUAUUUAUAUCAUUUAAAACGUGAAAAUAAGAACACUUCAUCACUUUAUGUCUGCACUUUUAAAUCGUGCUCUCGCUCUAUUACAUUGAAAAAUAAUGUAAUUAUAAAAUCAAAUGAUGAAAAUCAUAAUCAUGAACCGAAAUUAUCAGAAAAUGUUCAAAGAGUAUUUUGUGGAUUGAAACGUCGAGUAUUAGACGAUGUAGAUCAGCCUAUUACUAUUUCUCAUCGCUAUAUCUACAUUAUAAAAGAUACUAAAGAUAGUAGUGAUGAAGAAUAA